Prorocentrum cordatum is the source of this 3069-nucleotide messenger RNA. NCBI's taxonomy places the organism in Eukaryota, Dinophyceae, Prorocentrales, Prorocentraceae. The record is from the annotation of a GenBank genome assembly.
AUGGUUGCCAACCUGAUUGACGUCCAUGUCGUGCUGGAGCAACCGAUGUCAUCGGUGUUCGACGAAUUACCAUUCUUGGCCGACUACAUGGCGAGGAUGAUCCGGGUGCCGACAUGGCUCGGCAGUUUCGGGGCCCCCACGGCGAAACCUUUGAAGUUGUUCACGACAUCGGACAAGUUUCGAGGGCUGAGGCGGUCGAUAUCGAGGAUCGGUCAGCCGCUGGCAAAGCUCUACACCACCACGCAUGGCAAGACUUCUGGGAAGAAAACGCACAUGAAGGACAGCGAGAAAUACACGAAGGAGUUCGCGGCUGCGGUUAUGGCGGCAGCAUCCGGGGAGCUCGGUGGGGGGCCACCGCAAGCAGAUGUGCGCCUCGCUGAUUUGGAGGACGACAUCGGAGUCGCGGGGUCACCGCAGAAGUUGCCGCCUCGCAGGGGCAAGGGCGGCGUCGCUGGCGCCCGCGGUGGGAAGCGGGCCAGCGCCAGGGGGGGUGGCAGACACAAGAAACGGAUGAAGUUCGGCCCCUCUGACGAUGAAGGCGCAGAUGCGAACGGCGAGGGCCAGGGCGCGGCCGCGGCCGCCACCGACUGCCCGGACGGCGAGAAGCACCACUGCCCUGUCUGCGAGCUCGAGGUGAACAUCUUCGACGACGAGACCAAGGCCACAGGGGCUGAUGCGGACGUGGUCUACUGGCACCACAAGUGCCGCGGCGCGGCCAGGUACCUGGAGAACGCCGCUCUUGCUCGCGACGCCCGGGAGCACGAUCCCGCUAAGAAGGUGCACAUGAGGAACUUGCGCGACGUGGAGAAGAACAACGUGACCCUCUGGCGGAAACAAGUGCUGGGCCUCGUCGUUGAAGACGGCCGCUAUCGGACUGCCGUGCAUAGGGACGCUGCCACCAAAAGCUUGGACACCCUGGAAACCUACAGCAGGAAGGAGCAGCUCGACGACGUGAUCAUGCUCGACUUCGAUGAGUUCUGCGCCCACCAUGCGUUCUGGAAGCGGUGGGAUGACGCUCGGUGUGAAAUCGAGUGGGACGCUGCCGUGAACGACCCGAGGAUCCUCAAGGAGGGCGAAGGGGUGAACCUCAGGGUCCCUGUUGCUCUGCCGAAGAAGUACAGGGGCAUCCAGGGCGUCGGGGAGAGUUCGGCCAUCCAGUCCGAGAAGGCACACGAAGGCAAGGAUGACAUCCAGCGGGCCAUGCAGCGGGUGAGAUCCGCCGCGAGCGGGUCGUCUGACCAGCUUGCGAACAUGGGUGGCCAGGCUCAGGCAGCUCUUCGUGUUGGCGCAGCUUUUCGCGGCGCGUCCUGGGGUCGUGGCGACGCAGCGGUGUUCCAAGACAAUCAUUUUAGCGUCUUCGGUCACGACUUCCUCUCCAACAGCUGCGGUCCAGCCCGCGGGGGCGCGCCGCUUGUGCAUGGCGUUCCAGCGCCCUGCCUGUCCCCGGCACCUCUCGUUGGCGGCGACGGGCAGCCUGCAACGUCGUCUGGGACGGCUACGCCGCUCGUGGCCGCGGGGGCCGGUGCUGCGCCAGGAACGCCGUUCGGAAUGCCAGUGCCGCCCGCAGAGACGCUGUCGGCGGCGAAGCCCAAGAAGGUUUGGACGGGCCCAGAGAUCUCCGCUGCCAAGAAGAAGCUGGGGGUCGACAUCACGGGCCUCCUGAAUGAGGUCUACCCGCCCAAGAGAGGAGGCUUCCUCAGGACCGCGCAGAACUUCGCCACGUCGCUCGGCGCAAAGUACCCGCAGAUGCUCAUUGAUGAGGUCGUGGCGGUAAACAUUACGGAGCUCGAGGCCGCGAUCAAGGAGAUCUCCGACAAGAAGAAUGCCGUGCCGAACUGCCCAGCGUCGAAGUUCGAGGAUAUGCAGGAGGAGGUGGCGGAUCUCGAGUCGACAGUUCAGCGCCUUGCCAGCCAGCUGAACGCAAGCAUGACUAAGAUCAAAGAUCACCAUGCCGCGACUCAGAAGAAAAUCAAGAGCGACGCCGCGAAGGAUCGGUAUCGACUCAACCAGUCAACCAAGCGAUUCACAGACAAGGGCUGCACUUUGAAGAUAGCCCAGCACCUGGACAACAUCGAGAAAGAGACGAAGAAUGGCGUGAAGGCGUCCUUGGUGAAGCCCAUGCUCGACGAUGCCGAGACGAAGGCCCUGGCGUCUAAGGGGCCCGGGCUCAUCGACCUUGCGAAGAACACGAACCUCAAUGAGCUCGUGAAGUUCUGCGACGCGGAGUUCCAGGAGAGGGCCAAGAGGCUCAUCGACCAUCUCAAAGCAGCCAACGGCAAGGGCAACCUGCAGCACGCCGUGACGAUUGAGCCUUCUACUCGCUACCUGGAGCUGUACAAUGUGCUGUUUGACAACGUCGUGGAAGGCGUCCCAGACUGCAUGCUCUUCCCCUGGAACGUCGGGAUCGCGGAGAACGCGUGCAGGUCGGGCUUCGACUGCACUGGCUUGGCGGGCCUGCCGCAGGUAGUCUACUGCGUCGCUGGGGAGGCCACGGUGCUCUUGGCUGACAUCGCGCAGCUCAUCCAGGGCGACGGCCAAGAAAUGGACGAUUUGGCCAAGCUCAUUACCCUAUUGGAAGGCUGCACGCUCGAGAUGCUUGGCGAUCGCUUGCGAUGGAUUGUGCUCGAGAAGGGCCAGCUCCUCUGGGUGCCUGCGGCAUUCGUGCCAUUCUAUAAGACCGCAACCAAGGGGGGGUGCGUCGUCUCCCAGAUCCCUGCGCUCAAUAAGCUCAACGUGGCGGCUGAUGGUCCCUUGGUCCAAACCUGGAAAAUGAUCAUCGACUCGCUGGCGAAGCACGCCUCCUUGCGGAAAGAUUGCAAUCCGUGGAAGAAGAUCUCAGACAAGCUGCCCAAACUGUGCGAUGCGAUCCAGAGGGAGGUCAAGCCCGAGCUCGACGUGAAGAAGGACGACGACGGCUCCAAGCUCGGCGUGAAGGACGACGACGGCUCCAAGCUCGACGCAGAGAAGGGCGACGGCUCCAAGCUCGACGCAGAGAAGGGCCCCGAGGACAGCUCCAAGGCGCCCGCGGGGGUCGGCGACGGCCGCGACAGCAAGGGCACCGAGGACUGA